This is a messenger RNA of Symbiodinium natans, 1794 nucleotides long. The record is from the annotation of a GenBank genome assembly. Lineage: Eukaryota; Dinophyceae; Suessiales; Symbiodiniaceae.
AUGGGCGGAAUGUGCUUAAAGCGCCCCGUUGGUUGCCCUGUCGCCCGACAUCAGCAGCAUGCCCCUAUGUGGGUGGUGGCCGUUAGAGACGUCCUUGACAUGACAGGGAGAUUCAAGCCACACCAAGUCUUGAAGGCUGCAGGGCUUCUGUUGACUUGGAACCCGAAGAUGUUUACGAUAUUCAUCUCGCACCAGUGGCUAGAUCUCCAUCAUCCCGAUCCAGAUGGGCUCCAGUUGCAGGUGCUCCAGCGCACGUUGCGGAACGUGAUCGCAAGGAAGCUGAAGAUAGAGAGCGACAUCGUCUCGCAUUUCUACGGCCGUCCGCCCAAAGCAGCGCUUGAACAAAUUCAAGGGGCGUACCUUUGGUUGGAUUACUUUUGCGUCCCUCAACUUGUGGAUGGGCAUGGGUCACCUGGACUGGCAGAAGAGCAGCUGCGGUACGUCCACAGCAUUCCCAGCUACGUAGAACUUUGUAACCUUUUCCUAGCUCUAGUGCCGACAGCCACGCACCGUGACACAAGAUCAGCGUGUUCAUUCAACAGCUGGCUGCAACGCGGAUGGUGCCGCACAGAACUCUGGUGUCAUUUCCUUUCAGCAAGAUCAAAGGCCCCCAUCGUGGUAGUGAAGAGUCACGAUGCGGCCAUAUAUACCGCACCCUUGUGGCACCAAUACCCCGUUGGCAUGGGUGAUUUCGCCCUUGAUGAGGACCGGAAGUCAUGCAACCAGAUCAUCCGGGUUGCCUUGAACGACUAUCUUUCAGAACUACGUGAGUCCAAGAACAAGACGGCCUUCCGGUUGUACCUGUCAUUGUUCGAAGACUUGACUGGUCUUCCCCGAAAGCGCCGCAGUUUCGAAGAAUUCCUGGCCGAGUUUUCCUUCGCGAAGCCUGUGCGGCAGUACAGAGGCCUGGGGCCAAUAGCCUGCGGAGCACUCUCAGGAGAUUCUGACCUACUUCGCAGCCUCUCAGAUGCCAAAGCCUCCCUCCACACCAACGCGCCUGGCAUGCCCGAGACCUUCAACAUGCCAGACUUCACGCCACUGCACCUGGCCCUGUGGUUCCGAAGUCACGACCUGCGCGUGGUGGGCACGCUCCUGGAGCUGCGUACCGAUCCCAACUGGUCGAGCAUCAACAUUGGCCCAGCCGUGGGUGCUUCUCACAGCGCUGAGGCUGUGGAGCUGCUUGUAAGGUAUGGUGCCGAGCUGAACUUCCCCGGGAAGCUCCUGCAUCAGUUUGCCCCACUCCAUAUUCAAGCAGGCAAGGGGGUUCCAUGCGACGUGGUGGCCAAGAUGUUGGAGCUACGAGCAGAUCCGCGUGGCGGCAGGGGCGGGUUUGGAAGCUGCUCACCUUUGUGCCAGGUCGCUUUUUCAGGCGACUCGGAGAACGACCUGAGGUCAGCUCAGGUGCUCCUUGAGAGCCAGGCAGACCCCAAUCAACUCUGCAGGCCUACAGGCGUUGCAAAGAGCUUUGAGUUGAUGGCCAGAGCUUACAGUCGCUGUUGCUGGGGGGAGCCCAGCAUACUUAUUCGAGCUCACAGUGAUGUGAGCAGCACGCCUUUGGGUUUCUGCGCGCUGUUCGCCAACGAGGGUCUCUUGAUAUACUUGCUCUGUUCGAGGGCGGACCCAGACGUACGGAAUGACAGGGGCCUUCGACCAAUUGACCUUGCCACUUCUGAGAGAAUCCGAGCGAUUCUUCAAAAUCCUGCUCCACACAUGUACCAGCUGGAGCCUAUAUCCCCCCUUGGGAUGAUUUUUAAUUUUUGUUUGUAUAAAACCCAAGAGGAAAAUAACAAAUGA